Messenger RNA from Rhinichthys klamathensis goyatoka, 999 nucleotides. RefSeq lists its product as uncharacterized. Bases 246 to 866 code for a protein of 206 amino acids. The record is from RefSeq and is a predicted model, not a curated record. Gene Ontology annotation, cellular component: membrane. The transcript has 8 exons. NCBI's taxonomy places the organism in Eukaryota, Metazoa, Chordata, Actinopteri, Cypriniformes, Leuciscidae.
UCCCAAACCAUUAUAGUUGUAUGUGUAGUUGAGGAAUGUGUUACAGCACUGACUGUGUUCUUCUCAACUCUUCAUGAAGCUGGCCAUUGUUUCUGUUUGCUGAGCACAGAUUUGACCUCUUUUCCCAAACAUCCCGUGGUGACGCCCCGUCCUUCCCUCCCUCUGUUUUCUUCUCUUGUUCCUCUUCUGCUCUUGCACAACUUCCUUGUUUUCAUCUUGCUGGUUCACUACAGACACAUGCAGUGAUGGUGGAGGGUCCAGCAGCCACAGGAGCGUCGGAGCCGAUCAGUGUGGUGACGGGCGGCAGUAAACCUGUGCACCGCUUCCUCAAAGGACAACCCAAGUGUAUCGGAAUUGUGCUGGUGAUGAUGGCCGUAUGCCUGAUCAUGUUUGGGAUCGCCAUGAAUGUGCAGUCAGAUGCGAUGACCUCCGCAGACAUGUACACCCCUUUCUGGCUCGCCAUCCUGUUCUUUAUCUGUGGCGUUUUGUAUAUACUGUGUGAACGCAACCCCUCCAAAAAGAUCAUCACAGCCAGCCUUGCUUUGAGUAUCAUCUCCACCAUUGGAGUGUUCUGCGCUUGCGUGGGGUUUGCCAGAGCCAUCACUGGGAUCCAUGACACAUAUUGGAAUCAUUUGACUGAAAAUCAAACAGCGGAGGAGAGACAACAUCUCGACCAACAUUAUAUGGCCAUCGAAAAAGUAGAGCGAGUGUUCUUCUGCCACAGCUUGAUAGGAGGGAGUCUGCUUAUAACCAUGACGUUCUUCGCUCGGGCAGCGCUACGAUCCAGCAGAACUCAGGCUGUUGUUGUGAUGAGGAACCUGCCGUCAGCGGACGGAGUGACCCUAACCCUGCCGUCAGCGGAGUGACCCUAACCCUGCCGUCAGCGGAGUGACCCUAACCCUGCCGUCAGCGGAGUGACCCUAACCCUGCCGUCAGCGGAGUGACCCUAACCCUGCCGCCAGUGGAAUGAUCCUAACCCAGCCGUCAGCGGAGUGACCC